AGCUGACCAGAAGCGGAGUUAAUAACUGUGAAAUAGACUUUAGUGCCAGGAUAACAACUCAAGAACCCACAGACCUCAGCUGAAAAGCUUUGCAGAGUUCAGCUCAUUGGAUUUGAUCUUCACCAGAUCUCCAGACUAUGCCCCCACAACCAACCACUUAUUUUUUCUUAUGGACAAGUAAAUAUUUCUCCCUUUCCUAAAGUUCUUUGUGUCUUCACUCCAUGAGCGUCCCUGGUCCUGACUGAAAAUGGACACCGUGGAGCCAGUGCAGCCCAGCCUGAACUCCUCUUAUCAUGCACCUGCUCUGGGAAACCACCAGGCGUCUGAUGAGGAGGACAGCGAGGACAGCAGUCCCUCUGCUUCCCUGCUCCCAAAACAGUCCUCGGUGUCUCUCGCCGUGCGCUACAGUCCAAAUGACUCCUACUGUUUAGUGUACAUUAUCUUUUUUCUGAUGGGCAUCGGCUCGCUGCUGCCGUGGAACUUCUUCAUAACGGCAAAACACUACUGGCUCUACAAACUCAGUAACGGCAGUCACCACGGCGAUGAAGAGGAUCUUCGUUCAGACCUCAGCGAUUACUUUGAAAGUUAUCUGGCCAUCGCCUCCACGGUGCCCUCGGUGCUGUGUCUGAUGCUCAACUACGUUCUUGUUAACAGGUUGUCUUCGAACGUGCGAAUCCUCUCGUCUCUAUUUGUGAUCCUGCUGGUGUUCUUGGUGACUACGAUCAUGGUGAAGGUGGAUGUGUCGGACUGCAGGGUGGAGUUCUUCGUGGGCACACUGGCCAGCGUGGCCGUGGUCAGCGGAGCCUCCAACCUCCUGUCUGGGAGUGUGUUUGGUAUCAGUGGGCAUUUCCCUAUGAGGAUCUCUCAGGCAUUAAUAUCAGGACAGGCCAUGGGAGGCACGCUGAGUGCAGUGGCGUCGAUCGUGGACCUGGCCAUUUCAAAAGAUGCGGCAGACAGCGCUCUGGCUUAUUUCCUGACAGCGGACAUCUUUGUUCUCCUCUGCAUCUUCUCAUAUUUGUUGCUGCCUAAGUUGGCAUAUUCAAAGCACUACAUGCUGGCAUCAACGAGCACCGGUCCUCCGGCUGGCGAGGACGGAGACGCUGCGGCCUCGGUUCCUCCCCUGCAGCCCAUCCUGAGGAAGACGUGGGUGCUCGGCCUGAGCGUGUUCUACGUCUUCUUCAUCUCCAUCAUGGUGUUUCCGGCCGUGUCCUCGGGGAUCCAGUCUGUCCACCAGGACAGCGGCAGCCCCUGGACCACCACUUACUUUGUGCCUAUGACCAGUUUCCUGCUGUACAACGUGGCGGACUUCUGCGGCCGGCAGGCCACAGCCUGGCUGCAGAUCCCCGGCCCCACCAGCCGGGUCCUGCCCGCACUGGUGCUGUGCCGCUCCGCCAUCGUGCCGCUUCUCAUGUUCUGUAACUUCCAGCCCAGGGACCACCUCCACACGGUGCUCUUCGCGCACGACGUGUACCCGGUGGUCUUCAACUGCCUGCUGGGACUCUCCAACGGCUACUUAGGCACGCUGCCGAUGAUCUACGGCCCCAAGGUGGUGCCUCGAGAGCUGGCGGAGGCCACGGGGGUGGUCAUGUCCUUCUUCCUCGCGCUGGGCCUGGCCGCCGGGUCGGCCUUUUCCGUGCUCCUCGUGCACAGUAUCUGAUCAGGACGGUAACCUCGGGCACAGAGGGUCAAAGUGUACCGCUGAAUCCAGCGGCGUGACAUGAGGGAAUUAAGGUUCUCAUUUUAAUCAAGCCUGAUCUCCUUUAUACCUCAUAACGUUGUGUUUACGUGAACAUGACGGCCUUAUCGGUACAGGCAAUAAGGGACUCAGUGAGUUUUUACUGUUUUUUCAGCUGUAUAAAUUUUUCACACAUGAGAUGGAUGUUUUAUCAUGCAUUGUGUGCAUGCCUCUGUAUCUCUCUGUGGUUCUCAUCUGUAAAUGUUAAUCUUUUAAUUCUAAAGCACACUAACAGUUUUCUAUACAUAGAAUCAUGUCUUGACGCAGUGUGAUGCUAACUGGUUAAAGAUUCAAUAUUGCAAUUAAAC
Salarias fasciatus (jewelled blenny) is the source of this 2043-nucleotide messenger RNA. It is a transcript of the gene slc29a3, whose product is annotated as solute carrier family 29 member 3. Gene Ontology annotation, molecular function: nucleoside transmembrane transporter activity. Gene Ontology annotation, biological process: nucleoside transmembrane transport. The transcript is spliced from 7 exons. The coding region runs from base 248 to 1657 and encodes 469 amino acids. The record is from RefSeq and is a predicted model, not a curated record. Lineage: Eukaryota; Metazoa; Chordata; Actinopteri; Blenniiformes; Blenniidae. Gene Ontology annotation, cellular component: plasma membrane; Golgi apparatus.